Acyrthosiphon pisum (pea aphid) is the source of this 681-nucleotide messenger RNA. RefSeq names its product THAP domain-containing protein 2-like. The transcript is spliced from 5 exons. Bases 1 to 681 code for a protein of 226 amino acids. The record is from RefSeq and is a predicted model, not a curated record. NCBI's taxonomy places the organism in Eukaryota, Metazoa, Arthropoda, Insecta, Hemiptera, Aphididae.
AUGAAUUUCCCAACGGACAUAGAACUUCGGAAAAUUUGGCUUACACGUUGUGGAUAUACCGAAAAAGAGUUUUUACCCCAUAAUAGGUUAUGUUCACUAAAUUUUGAUGAAAAUUCAUACAAAAACACAAGAUCAAAAAAGUUACUACAAAAAAAUGCACUUCCAACAAAAUUUAAAAAAAUUUCUAAAUUCAAUUUUGCAGUUGAAUGUGAACAGUCUACUUCAGAGAUAUCUAUGAACGUGUCUCAUCAGAAAGAUGAAUGUGAACAGUCUACUUCAGAGAUGGCUAUGAACGUGUCUGUUGAGAACAUUCUAGAAACUCCAAAACGUUCCAAGAGGCUUUGUUAUAUUGGUGACAUAGCAACUCCUGAUUUGAGUACACCUAAACGUGCAAAACAACAUUUCAAUUUGGCAAAACUUAAAAUAUUGAAACAAAGAAGAAAAAUAAAAACACUACAACAGCGAGUGAAACGGCUUCAAAAAAAAUUAUCAACUUUAUCUUCUUUGUUUCAACAUUUGAAAAAACAAAAUUUGAUCAGUGAAGCAGCCCAUGACACAAUUUUGGUAACAAAUAACAGGUGUAGUGACAUUCAGCAUUCUCUUAAAGACCUAUUACCUCAUAAAUUCAGUAAAUUAUUAGUGAUGGGUCGAACGCUGAUUUUUAAAUCGAACCAAACUUGA